Messenger RNA from Alosa sapidissima (American shad), 4350 nucleotides. RefSeq names its product 6-phosphofructo-2-kinase/fructose-2,6-bisphosphatase. Gene Ontology annotation, molecular function: 6-phosphofructo-2-kinase activity; ATP binding; fructose-2,6-bisphosphate 2-phosphatase activity. The transcript is spliced from 15 exons. The coding region runs from base 668 to 2173 and encodes 501 amino acids. The record is from RefSeq and is a predicted model, not a curated record. Gene Ontology annotation, biological process: fructose 2,6-bisphosphate metabolic process; fructose metabolic process. Gene Ontology annotation, cellular component: cytosol; 6-phosphofructo-2-kinase/fructose-2,6-biphosphatase complex. NCBI's taxonomy places the organism in Eukaryota, Metazoa, Chordata, Actinopteri, Clupeiformes, Clupeidae.
GACUAUAGGUUCGUUUCAAUGUUGUUGCCUUGAGCAGAAAAUAAAAUACCUGUAGUAGUCGUGGGGUUAUCAGUCAGGAAACCACUUCGACCAUAUACAUUUGAGUGACCGCAUGCAUCUGACUGCGGACGGAGAUGCAGUGUUACAUAGCAGGCACAUGUGCUUCGCGCAACAAGGCAAGUAACCAUCCCGAUCCAAAACCUGCCAAUGCGUCUUUCUGUCUCCUUGCGACAGUUUGGAAGAGAAAGUAUUUCAGUGCCAGUUAUUAUUUCCUGCCACCAAACAAAGGCUUUCGGUUUUAAAGUUAUCAAGGGUCGACCACUAGAGGUGGAAUUGCAUUUGGGGAAGAGAGAAUGCAUCUCCUGUCAGUCGAAUGUCUGUCCUACAGCUUGGCUCACAGUCCCUGUCCCUGCCUCAGGACUCUAGCAUAGCCUUAUCUUGUAAUAACUCGAGGCCUGGACAGCAGUUAAGGACUCAAGACAGAAACGUUCGGAUCAAAUAUCCCUACGUCAAGGGUCUGGGAGGUGGGGCCCCGUGAUUCUGGAUCGGGAAAGAGGGACUCUGCAACAACCAUCUGGAAUAUCGUAACAAGGCAGUGGUGCAUCUGCGAGGGGACCAGAUUAUUAAGGACAUUACACAGCCUUACAGUAACAGUAGCUCUGCAACAAUGGCUCAAACGCCUAUUAAACGGCAAGUUCGAAAACGUAUGCGGUGCGAGAGCACAGCCUCGGUGCCGCAGUUCACAAACUCGCCCACUAUGAUCGUGAUGGUGGGUCUUCCUGCCAGAGGGAAGACCUACAUCUCCAAGAAGCUCACACGCUACCUCAACUGGAUAGGGGUCCCCACCAAGGUGUUCAAUGUGGGUCAGUAUCGGAGGGAUGCAGUACGAACUUACAAAAACUUUGAGUUUUUCCGUCCUGACAAUGAAGAGGCCAUGAAGAUUCGCAGAGCAUGUGCUCUUUCUGCUCUGAAGGAUGUUGGGACUUAUUUCAUGCUGGAGCAUGGACAGGUGGCGGUGUUUGAUGCCACCAACACCACUCGGGAAAGAAGGGAGGUCAUUCUCAGCUAUGCCAAAGACAAUGGGUACAAGGUCUUCUUCAUAGAGUCUAUUUGUGAUGAUCCUGAAAUCAUCGCUGAGAACAUCAAGCAAGUGAAGCUCAGCAGCCCAGAUUAUACCGACUGUGACAAGGAGGAGGCGGUGGCUGACUUCCUGAAGAGGAUCGAGUGCUACAAAGUCACCUACGUCCCCCUGGACGACGACAAAGACAGUCACCUGUCCUAUAUAAAGAUCUUUAACGUGGGAUCUCGGUACCUGGUCAACCGGGUGCAGGACCACAUCCAGAGCCGGAUUGUGUACUACCUUAUGAACAUCCACGUCACACCGCGCACCAUCUACUUGUGUCGCCACGGUGAGAGCGAGCUCAACCUCCUGGGCCGGAUUGGUGGGGACUCGGGGCUGUCUCGGAAUGGUAGCAAGUUUGCUGCUGCCCUUGGGAGGUAUAUCAAAAGUCAGAACAUCCCAGACCUGAAGGUUUGGACGAGUCACAUGAAACGCACCAUUCAGACAGCAGAGGCCCUGGGUGUUCCCUAUGAGCAGUGGAAAGCGCUCAAUGAAAUAGAUGCGGGCGUGUGUGAGGAGCUGACCUAUGAGGAGAUCCAGGCGAACUACCCCGAGGAAUUUGCCCUGAGGGACCAGGACAAGUACCGCUACCGCUACCCCAAGGGAGAGUCAUAUGAGGACUUGGUGCAACGGCUGGAGCCGGUCAUCAUGGAGCUGGAGCGGCAGGAGAACGUGCUGGUGACCUGCCAUCAGGCCGUCAUGCGCUGCCUGCUCGCUUACUUCCUCGAUAAGAGCGCAGAGGAGCUGCCCUACCUGAAGUGUCCCCUACACACAGUCCUGAAGCUCACACCAGUCGCUUACGGGUGUAAGGUGGAGUCUGUGUUUCUGAACGUGGAGGCUGUGAACACCCAUAGAGGCAGGCCUGCGGGCGAUGAGCCCAUGUGCUCCCUCGUGUCCCCCUACCGCCACACUCGGGCCAAGCCCAUGGCAAGCCCCACCCCCACCAGAGCCCCGCGCCUGCAGGACCUGGGGGUCACCAGUCUAAGUCUGCAGAACGUGGACAUCGACAGAGAGCCCGAGGAGGCACUUGUGACCGUUCCAGACCACAUCUAGAGGCCCAGAGAGAGGGAGCGAGAGACGCUGACUGUCCAGCAAGCGUAGACGUUUCCUCUCUCCAAACAUCUCAUGGCACAAAAACCUUUUCUCUUUUAGUUGUGUAUAUCAAUCAUAUUUUGCCCGUGGUAUCAUCAUGGUGAAAUGUGUGUGGUGAAAAGAGGUCCUCCUGAUGGAUGUCUAGGGCAGACAGUGGGAUCACUAAAUCAACUGCUGGGGUCUCCUGUGGGCUACUCUGUUCAAAAGGGGAUGCAAGUCUGCCUCCAGCGAAAGCGCACAACAGGAAGCGACGAAUAUUUUAAUUUACGCACCGUACUCACAGGAAGGAUAUUCCUUGCACUGGACUUUUUUUCCAGAUGGGCAGUACUAGAACCACACAAACCUCUGAAAUGUAAUGAGAGAUUGUGGAUUGGACUGUGAACUACUGAACGGUUAACCAUAAUCCUUUGUGGUCUGAGAUCUGCCAAUGUUUCUCUCUUAAUAAACUCAGACUUAGGAUGUUCCUGUGCCCCAACCAAUGUGCCUCAUCCAUGGCUAUAGUGAUCUAGCCACUCUUACAGAGUUGCGUACUCCUACAGAGUGGCGAGAACGUGUGCCAGUAGACUGAGGAAGCUGCCAGGUUUGAAAGAAAUUCAACUGUGAACAGUAAUAUAGGGACGGUACUGCUAAAGUACUUACAGUGUUAUUACAGAUUUGCAAAGACAUAUGCAGACAUGCUUCAGAUUUAAAUAGAAGAAAAUGGUUAAACAUAUUGCUCACUAUGGCUUGUAGCUUCAGGAACUUCCAACAUGCUCAGUAUGUUUAAAGUUCAGCAAAUACUGAAAUGUCAACAGCUAACCCUAAUGGACUUCAUAUAUUUACGUUUCUACAUAAACAUAAGGUCAAGCAAUGCCAAUUGGACUUAACCAUAUUUAGUAACUGAAGCACUUUAGUGUAUUAGUUCCUUUGUUGCCACUCACAAGAGAACCUCAGGACCAUCUCUAAUAAAUCCCAGGUUGGAAGAGGAUAAAAUCACCUAGAUAUGCGAAUUAUGAUGCUGGUCAGUAGAGGUUCAGCUUUUGCCUAUCACAUUUGAUUUUUUUUACCAUGAAACAAAACAAAUACUUAGUGGACUAGUGCAAGUCAUGUAUAAAAACCACACCAUGACUUAACUGUGGUAAAAGAACUGUAUCUCUCCUGACCUCGAUCAAGCACACACACAAGUGUAUGCAGUAUGUACUGUACACACUUGCACACAAAAACACACAUUUGGACAUAUGACAUUAAUGUUAAAUGUUAUAUUAUGUGCACUGUCCUGUACAUGUAUAUUGUGAAAAUAAUUCCCUCCUCCAAGGCCUGCUAUAGAUUUAGCAAGUCUUGUGUUCAGAGAUUAUAUCAAAGCCAUAAAUAUGCUAUAUACUCCUGAUGUGAUGAAAGUCUAUUCAAAGAGUUUAUCUCCGGUUACCAACAGCCAUCCUUCAGUACGAGCUUGACUAGUUAUUUUAAUCCUCUCCUAACGGUGCUACGUAGACGUGGUUGUUCGGUCUCAUGGAUGCCAUCUCAAGUAUAGGAAUGUUUCUUGAGAGGGUGCAAUCUUAUUUUUGUGCCUCUCCCAAAAAAAAAAAAAAAAUCAAAGCCAUCUCUUGUCAACAAAACACACCUGUGAUAAAUAAAUAUAUAUACACACAAACACUAUAGUGUGAAAUAGCAAACCAAUGUUUUUUUCCUGAACAAUUUGAUAUGAUGUGUCCCGACAGUGCGUGCUGUGAGUUCUUCUGACUGUAGUUCUAGCAUCUGUAAUGGUCAGAGUUUUUGCAGAGCACAGACAUCUAGAUAAGCAUCAGUGCAAGUAAUGUCAUGUGAUGAUACGGAAUGAGGGUCUGAAUUCUGUAAGCACGUCCUGGCGAAACAACUAUGUGCACCGAGGGAAAUGCAUGUUUAUCAAAACUCGCUGCUGUUUUUCUCUAAAACUCGUCUAAAUUCUAGUAGCCUCUGUUGAGCAGGGGCCGGAUAUUUCACCCAUAUGGCAGCUGAGAGACAACAGAGGGACGCUAACAAAAACCAUCCCCUGGACGGGAAGAGAGAAUGGGUUUAUUGUGCAAUUUACUGUGAUAGAAAAGCAAUGAUAUGUAAAGAGAAUUUUUAAAAAAUAUUUUUUAUUUUUGUUGGCACAAACAAAAUAAAACUAUGAAGCAAUA